Messenger RNA from Sporisorium graminicola, 1572 nucleotides. RefSeq lists its product as uncharacterized. The record is from RefSeq and is a predicted model, not a curated record. Gene Ontology annotation, biological process: transcription by RNA polymerase III. The transcript has a single exon. Lineage: Eukaryota; Fungi; Basidiomycota; Ustilaginomycetes; Ustilaginales; Ustilaginaceae. Bases 1 to 1572 code for a protein of 523 amino acids. Gene Ontology annotation, cellular component: RNA polymerase III complex.
AUGCCCAGCGCCAGGGCCUCGUCGUCGGCGGCGGCGGCCGCUGGCUCCAAGCUCACCAAGCUCGAGUCGGCGCUCUACCGGGCAGCUCAAUCCUCGCCCGGCGGCAUCAUCACCCAGGACCAAAUUUCAGAACAGUUCAAGCACGACUCGAUCGAUGAUCAGCUUGGUGCUAUCAAUGGGUUGCUCAAAAAGAGCCUUUUCACCGUUCAGACCCUGAACGGUCACAUCCAGUAUGCUGCCACCGCCAAAGCAGAGGCGAGCAUGAUGGGCAAGCUCGACGAAAACGAGACCCUAGUCUACUCGCACAUCAAGGAAGCGCGUAAUGAAGGUAUCUGGACCAAGCAGCUUAAAGCCAGGACGGGAUUGCACCAGACCAUCAUCAACCGAUGCCUCAAAUCGCUCGAGCAGAAGCAGCUCGUCAAGGCAGUCAAAUCGGUCAAGUAUCCAACGCGGAAAAUAUAUAUGCUCUUUGGUCUCACCCCAUCCAUCGAGCUCUCCGGUGGCCCCUGGUACACAGAUAAUGAGCUCGACACCGGCUUCAUCAAGGAGCUGUCCAUGGCCAUUCUCAACUUUAUCCGCUCCAAGUCCUUUCCAAAGAACGGUCAGUCGAGAGCCUUGUUUCCCACCAGCCAUACCUCGCAGCUCCCUUCCGCCACCUCGAUCCAUUCGUACUUGCAAAGCUCUGGUCUCACGGAAACCGAGCUCGAAGUGGAACAUGUUGUGUCUCUGCUCGACAUUCUCGUGUACGAUGAGCAGAUCGAAAAGAUCCCCGUUCUCCCCUUUUCGUUCGGCGGUAUGGGCGGAGGAAUGAACGGAUUCGAUGAAGACGACCAAGAUUACUCUGACUCUGGUCGCUCCAGGGACGGAAGCGGGUCAGACAGUGACAGUGCCAGUGGCUCCAAUAGCGAGUCGUCCACAGAAGAGACAGGAUCCGACAAUAUGCAUGCCAAGAGGAAGGUCAAGAAAGAACGCAGGGGAGACGAGGACAGUGACAAAGAGGACGAUGGACCGACCACGAGCGGCAAGCGCAAACAUUCCUCCGCCAAGUCGUCUUCUCGCAAAAAGAGCAAGUCGAACCAAUCUUCGAAACGCAGCAUGUCUAAGGAGAGAUGUAGCAGCCGGUCUCGAUCUCGAUCACGGUCACGCUCUCGAUCGCAUGCUGCCUCCUCGGACGAUGAAAUCGCAUCUGAAUCCGACGCUUCUUCGGCCUCUGCUUCCUCGUCCGACCACACACGCAGGCGUAAGAAGAAGCGCUCUAACGGAAAGCCCUCCGCGCACCCCCGCUCCAUCGCAAGCGGAGGUGACAUCGUCCCUUUCGUCUACCGGGCUGUCCGUCCUCACGCGGUCAAGGUCGGCUGGACCGAGACUCCCUGCGGCCACUGUCCCGUCUUUGAUUUUUGCGACGACACUGGUCCAGUCAAUGCCGAAACUUGUCAGUACUACGGAGGCAAGCAAGACGAGCUCGGACGCAAGUUGACAAACGGGUGGAUCGAUACCGUUGCCUAUGAUGACGAGGAGGACGAGGAGGACGACGAAGAAGGAGAAGACGAUGGCAAGGACGAGGUCGAGUGA